Carassius carassius (crucian carp) is the source of this 3832-nucleotide messenger RNA. RefSeq names its product poly [ADP-ribose] polymerase tankyrase-1-like. Gene Ontology annotation, molecular function: NAD+ poly-ADP-ribosyltransferase activity; protein binding. The record is from RefSeq and is a predicted model, not a curated record. Bases 37 to 3804 code for a protein of 1255 amino acids. The transcript has 28 exons. NCBI's taxonomy places the organism in Eukaryota, Metazoa, Chordata, Actinopteri, Cypriniformes, Cyprinidae.
AACUGUUUUCGCUGCCAGGGGGAUUUGAGUGUGAAAAUGGCGACGUAUCGUCGCCCUUCCCAGCAGCAACAACAACAAAACUUAUCCUCCCCACCAAGACCCGACCCCAGUCCCCUCACGCCUCCAGAAUCACCCUCAGACACCGGCGCCUCUGAGGCUGGUGGGGAGCCGGAAAGCAUCGGGGACCCGGAGAUCACUGCAGAAAUCCCCGCUCCGCUCCUCAGCACCAGCAGCAGCUCCAGCAGCACUAGCUCGCCUACCACCGGCGGGGGCAGUAGUGCGGUCUCCACUCCCGACUCCGGUAGUGCCAGUCCUGGAGACAGCGUCUGCGGCACGAGUGGGGCUUUCAGGGAGCUAUUUGAGGCCUGCAGGAAUGGGGACCUGUCUCGAGUGAAGAGGCUGGUGGAUUCGGUCAAUGUAAACUCAAAGGACAUGGCCGGGCGCAAGUCCACCCCGCUUCACUUCGCUGCAGGUUUUGGAAGGAAAGACGUUGUGGAACAUCUCCUGCAGACGGGGGCAAAUGUGCAUGCAAGAGAUGAUGGAGGUUUGAUCCCGCUGCACAACGCCUGUUCCUUUGGUCACGCCGAGGUGGUCAGCUUGUUGCUUUGUCAAGGAGCCGAUCCCAAUGCCAGAGACAACUGGAAUUACACUCCUCUCCAUGAAGCCGCCAUCAAGGGCAAAAUUGACGUAUGCAUCGUUCUGCUCCAGCACAACGCCGAUCCCAACAUCCGCAACACCGACGGCAAGUCUGCCCUGGACCUGGCUGACCCGUCCGCUAAAGCUGUUCUCACCGGCGAAUACAAGAAGGACGAACUCCUGGAAGCUGCGAGGAGCGGAAAUGAAGAGAAGCUCAUGGCCCUGCUCACGCCAUUAAAUGUCAACUGCCAUGCCAGCGACGGUCGUAAGUCGACAUCGCAAAAAAUGCUGUCUACUCCAUUGCACCUGGCAGCCGGAUACAACCGAGUCAGAAUAGUUCAGCUGUUACUGCAACAUGGCGCUGAUGUUCAUGCUAAAGAUAAAGGUGGUCUUGUUCCUCUACACAACGCCUGCUCAUAUGGACACUAUGAGGUUACAGAGCUACUGCUAAAGCAUGGGGCGUGUGUUAAUGCCAUGGACCUCUGGCAGUUCACCCCUUUGCAUGAGGCCGCCUCCAAGAAUCGUGUGGAGGUGUGUUCCCUGCUGCUGAGUCACGGAGCCGAUCCCACGCUGGUCAACUGCCACGGGAAGAGCGCGGUGGACAUGGCCCCGACACCAGAACUCAAAGAGAGGCUCACAUACGAGUUUAAGGGCAACUCUCUUCUUCAGGCGGCACGGGAAGCAGACAUGACCAAGGUAAAAAAGACCCUUGCUUUGGAGAUCAUCAACUUCAAGCACCCACAGACGCAUGAGACGGCACUGCACUGUGCUGUCUCCUCACCUCACCCAAAACGAAAACAGGUCACUGAACUGCUGCUACGGAAAGGAGCCAAUGUCAAUGAGAAGAACAAAGACUUCAUUACGGCUCUCCAUGUGGCAGCAGAACGGGCACACAACGACAUCAUGGAGGUUCUGCAGAAACACGGGGCGAAGAUGAAUGCUGUUGACACGCUGGGUCAGACUGCAUUACACCGGGCGGCUCUGGCUGGACACUUGCAGACAUGCAGGCUACUUUUGAGUUAUGGAGCCGACCCCGCCAUCAUCUCCCUGCAGGGCUUCACUGCUGCACAGAUGGGCAAUGAAGCUGUACAGCAGAUCCUAAAUGAAAACAUUCCAGUGAGGAACUCAGACGUGGAUUAUAGACUCUUAGAAGCAGCCAAAGCAGGAGACCUGGACACUGUGAAGCAACUUUACUCCCCUCAGAAUGUGAACUGUCGAGACCUGGAGGGCCGUCACUCCACACCGCUACACUUUGCCGCUGGCUACAACCGCGUGGCUGUGGUUGAGUAUCUCCUGCACAACGGUGCUGAUGUCCACGCUAAAGACAAAGGAGGUCUGGUGCCGCUGCAUAACGCCUGCUCGUACGGCCAUUACGAAGUGGCAGAGCUGCUGGUCAGACACGGAGCGUCCGUCAACGUGGCUGACCUAUGGAAGUUCUCUCCGCUGCACGAGGCUGCAGCCAAGGGCAAAUAUGAGAUCUGUAAACUGCUUCUGAAGCAUGGAGCAGACUCCACCAAGAAGAAUCGGGAUGGAAACACGCCAUUGGACAUGGUGAAGGAGGGAGACACGGAUAUCCAGGACUUGCUGAGAGGAGAUGCUGCGCUUUUGGAUGCCGCCAAAAAAGGCUGCCUGGCCCGGGUCCAGAAACUGUGCUGCUUGGAGAACAUCAACUGUAGAGACACACAGGGACGCAACUCAACUCCGCUGCACCUGGCAGCUGGCUACAACAAUCUGGAGGUAGCAGAGUAUUUACUUGAGCACGGGGCGGACGUCAAUGCCCAGGACAAAGGUGGCCUUAUUCCCCUCCACAACGCGGCCUCGUACGGGCAUGUGGACAUCGCGGCCCUGCUGAUCAAGUUUAACACCUGUGUUAAUGCCACUGAUAAAUGGGCCUUCACACCCCUCCAUGAAGCUGCGCAGAAGGGCCGCACGCAGCUCUGUGCUCUGCUGCUAGCCCACGGGGCCGACCCCACCAUGAAGAACCAGGAGGGCCAGACGCCGCUGGACUUGGUGACAGCUGAUGAUAUCCGGGCACUGCUGAUUGAUGCCAUGCCCCCUGAAGCAUUGCCUAGUUGUUUCAAGCCCCAGGCUACAGUGGUCAGUGCCUCUGUCAUCUCUCCAACAUCCACACCUUCCUGUCUGUCUGCCGCUAGCAGCAUAGACAAUCUGGCCGGGCCCCUGGCAGAGCUGGCUGUACCUGGAGCCUCAGGCCCUGCUGACGGAGCUACUGGAUCAGAGAGGAAGGAGGGAGAAAUUACAAUUCUGGAUCUGAACAUCAGUCAGUUCCUGAAGAGUUUGGGUUUGGAGCAUUUGCGGGAUAUUUUUGAGCGGGAACAGAUUACACUGGAUGUGCUGGCUGACAUGGGGCACGAGGAGCUCAAGGAGAUUGGGAUCAAUGCAUACGGCCACAGACACAAACUCCUCAAAGGCAUUGAGAGGCUGCUGGGCGGUCAACAAGGUGCCAACCCAUACCUGACGUUCCACUGUGCGAGUCAGGGCACGGUGCUGAUCGACCUGGCCCCCGAGGACAAAGAGUUUCAGUCAGUAGAGGAGGAGCUGCAAAGUACGAUCAGAGAGCACAGGGAUGGUGGCAAUGCUGGGGGUGUUUUCAGCAGAUAUAACAUCCUGAAGAUUCAAAAGGUGGUGAACAAGAAGCUGAGGGAGCGAUACGCACACAGGCAGAAGGAAAUCACAGACGAGAACCACAACCACCACAACGAGCGCAUGCUCUUUCACGGGUCACCGUUCAUCAACGCCAUCAUUCAUAAAGGGUUUGAUGAGAGGCACGCUUACAUAGGGGGGAUGUUUGGAGCAGGGAUUUACUUUGCAGAGAACUCCUCUAAAAGCAACCAGUAUGUGUACGGUAUCGGAGGAGGGACAGGCUGUCCCACGCAUAAAGACCGCUCCUGUUACAUCUGUCACAGGCAGAUGCUGUUUUGCCGGGUGACUCUGGGUAAAUCCUUCUUGCAGUUCAGUGCCAUGAAGAUGGCCCACGCUCCUCCAGGACACCAUUCCGUCAUCGGCCGACCCAGUGUCAACGGGUUAGCCUACGCCGAAUACGUCAUCUACCGAGGCGAACAGGCCUACCCAGAGUACCUCAUCACAUACCAGAUCAUCAAGCCAGACAGCACACCUCCAUCACCAGCAGCUGCGGAGCAGAAGUCCUAGUCCACAUGAAACGCUCAGACUGUUAACA